AUGAAUGAUAUACUGUAUAUCUAUGAUGAUGAACAGAAUACAUAUAAACCGUUCAAUGUGCUUGGAUAGUUCGGUAAGGUGAGAUAAAUUUGUAAAGGGUUUUCACCAAAUUCAUUUUAGAUACUCUCAGAAACAGGCUGCCUAUAUUAUAUCAGCUACGAGCUUUCCUUUUAUUAGCUACCCUUCAAGAAUGAAAAAAUUAAGUAUAUUACAACCAACAAAAAUGUGACAUUGGCACUUUCAUAUUCUGGGUAAGUUUAUUCAUUUGGAGAGGAUAAAAAUCAUUAUGGCACUCUUGGAAUUUCGAAGAUAUACUUUUUGCCUAUUCCAAGUAGGAUAGGAAAAGAUUUUAAGUAGGUGGCACUUUCUUCUCAUCUUGGAUGUGGACUUGACUAUUCAGGAAAAUUGUGGACAUGGGGAUAAACACCAAUUGGAAAUUCAGAAAUACCCUAUAUUGUUGGCCCCUUAACCAUAAAAAUUAAUAAAAUUUGUGCUGGAAAAGAUUACAUCUUGCUUAUUGAUGGAUCUUCUAAUAUUUUUUUAUUAUCAGAUUCCUUUAAAUCAAGUUUUUAUAGCAAUCAGAAAUGGAUGCUUUAGCAAUUCAAAUCAUAUACAAAUGAACAUCUUGUUAUUUCUGAAAUUUUGCCUAACGAUCGCUAUUCAUUUUUGCUCACAAGUUUAGAUAAAAAUGAAUUAUAUCUAUUAGUUUUAAGUGAACUAGUAAUCAAAAAGCUGGAUAUUAGAUUAAAAAUUCAUAAUGUUUCACAAAAUGACACUCAUCUAUUUUGUCUAACUGAAUUAUAAUAGUUUAUAAAAAUAGACAAAGCAAAUCUGUUCCAAAACGAAUAAAUCGAAAUGAAAGCUCUCUAUGAACAAAUUCGAUAUGAAAAUACAGAAAAAGCUAUGCAUACAGCAAUCUCCCCAUAAAAUAUUAUGAAAUUCACAUUAAACUCAAUCUAAGCCUUUGUUGUAGACAAAGAACGUUUUAUUGAUGGAGCCCAAAAAAAAGGAAUAUCAAGUGCGAUUCAAAAUUAUUCAUAAUAAUACUCACUAUCUGAGGCACAUAAAUAAGAGACCUAAUUAAAAUUGUCUAUAAUAAAUCAUUAAGUAAAUCGAACCCCAAGCAAAGUUGUGAUACCCUAAUAAAAGUCUAGAUUAUAUUAUUCCCCUUAGCCAAUAGUUUUAAAAUCUAAUAAAUCAGCAAUAACUCCUUUAAAGCAAUCUGCACUUCUCCCAAAAUCAUUUCUAUCUCGCACACCAAACAUGCAGCAACCUUUAGCUCGCUCUUUUGUAACUUACACCGAAAGCAGAACGAAAUCUCCUGUUAAAAAGGCUAACUUAAUGAGGCUUUUGAUCUAAGAUGUUCAACUUACUAUUAAUUCUGCGUAUAAUUACCCUUAAAUUGCAUUUGAAUUUAGAGAAAGAAUUUACUCAAACAGAAGCAGCUCUGCUUAAGAUAUAAGAUAAAUGAUAAAAGAGAUAAAUCCAAGAGCAAACAGUUCAGAAAAGGAUAAAAUAUAAGAAUUUAUCCACAAAGAAAGAACCUAUGACCAGGAACUGAAUAAAUAAAUGGAAACAGUAAGAUCUCAACUAGAAGGCCUGAAACGACUAUCUAAUCAAUCUGAUGAUAUAUUUGAAGAUGCAACAUCGAAAAAAAGAUAAAGCAUUGCUGAUGAUUUAUCAGUUGGAGAUUUUGGAACUCAGGAUAAAGAAUUCAAUUAAUUUUAAAGUAGAAUAUUAGGAACAAAAAAACAACUCUCAAAUCGAUAAAAUGUAUCACCUAUCAUCUAAUCUCCAGGAGUAUAAAGAUUUGAUGAAUCAUUAAAAAUUUUUGAAGAAGAAAUUUUAAUACGAAAUAAGUAGAAAUAGGAUAGAGUAUUAUUGAGAGAAAUAAUUUUCAGUGACUCUCCUGCAUAUGUAAAUGAUGAAAAUUUAUAUGCAGUAAGAGCUAAAGACUAAAUUUUAAUUGCAAGUCGAGUUAUAAACGAAGUAAUUGAUUAGAGUUGGGAAUUAACAAGCAACAAUAAAUAUAAAAAAGUUAUUUCAAAAAAUGAACCUAUAUAAUACUUAGAGGAAGAUAUUAAAAUACACGAGGGUAAUUGUAUCACUCGAAAAUAAAUUAGAAAAGCACCUGAAAUGCUUACUCUAGGAGAAGGUAUUAAUGAAGAAUAAUAAAAUGGUGAAGUUGUAGAAAGUAGACGAUUAGUUGAAAAUAAUGAAUCUUUGACUUAAAUGAGAGCAGAUGGUUGGAAUUUGGAGAACAUGCAAAGACUUGAAAGGAUUCUAGGAAAAGAACAAAUCUAAAUUUAAUAAAUAGAAAAUAGCUAAAAGGUUUUUGUAAAAAAAAUUACACCUUAAUAAAUGCAAAAUAAAGGAAAGGAUAAAGAAUAAAAAAGCGAUCCUGUUAAAUAUGUUGAAGAAGAAAUCUUAAGGUAUAAUAAGGAUACAGGAAAGAUGGAAAGAAUGUUAAUUAGAAAACCAUAUAAAGAAGAUAUGAAUGAAGAGAAUGAAUAAUAUAACUAAAAUGAAAUAAAAGUUAUUUCGAGAAGAAUAAUAGAUGAUUCUUAAACAAAAUAGUUCAUGUUAAAAAACGGAUGGUAACUUAAUUAAGAGGGACUUUUUUAAAAAUUAAUAUCAGAAUCAGACCCAGAAUAGUUUGUCGAAGAAGAAAUCUUAAUAUACAAUCCAGUAACAAAAAAAUAAGACAGAAAACUAGUUAGACGACCAUUCUUUGAUAUGCCAUUACAAGAGAUAAGUGAAGAGUUGGAUGAAGAUGGUGAUGUAGGGGUUAAAAUUAUUGCAAGAAGAAUUAUAGAAAAAGAUAAAAAUAUAUAAUAAGGAUAGGAAUGGUUGAAAAAUUAAGAAGGCAACUUCGAAUUAUAAAUUGAUUCAAUGUAAUAUGUAGAAGAGGAAGUAUUAGUAAAAGAUAACAAUGGAAAAAUAACACGUAAGCUUAUUAGACGACCGAUAGAAUAGUGUAAAGGUAAAGUAGGAAAUAAUUUAAAAGAAGUGGAUAAAAACGGAAAUGUUGUUAUAUCAAGAAAAGUUAUUGAAUAAAUAGGGAAUUUGAAAAAUUGGGAACAAAAUGGAAAAAAUUUUGAAAUGGUUUUGUCUGAGGAGCCUGAGCAAUAUGUUGAAGAAGAAAUAAUAAUAAUAAACCCAAAAACAGGUAAACAAGAGCGUAAAUUGGUUAGAAGACCUUAUGAAAAUGAUGAAGAAAUUGGGGAUUAAUUAAAUGAAUCAAUAGGUAAUAACUAAAAAAGUUGUGGCUCGAAGAAUUGUACAAAAUGA
Messenger RNA from Paramecium tetraurelia, 3291 nucleotides. RefSeq lists its product as uncharacterized. The transcript is spliced from 4 exons. The record is from RefSeq and is a predicted model, not a curated record. NCBI's taxonomy places the organism in Eukaryota, Ciliophora, Oligohymenophorea, Peniculida, Parameciidae.